Molecule: messenger RNA, 1012 nt
Organism: Linum tenue
Lineage: Eukaryota; Viridiplantae; Streptophyta; Magnoliopsida; Malpighiales; Linaceae
Source: the annotation of a GenBank genome assembly
ACUAAUUCACUGUUCAAGGUACUGCUACCAGAACCUCUCACCCAAUUCUAUAGCUUCAUCGUCUCCAAUUCAAGCUGCCAUGCAUAAUUUGUAGUGUUGAUUGCCAGAGCUAUCCAUGGUGAGUUUGUGAUUUUUGGGGUUCAAUCUAUUUUGGCUUUUGUUGCUCUAUUUAAUUUCAAAGAGGUACUACCUUGAUGGAAGUCUGAAGCUAUCAUUAUUUGAAUUUACAUGUAGAUUUAUAUCUAGAUCUAUGUUUAUAAAUGUAUGAUAAUUUGCUCUUUUGUUCUUGUUUCUCUUGAUUAUGACUUGACUGUUCGAACGUAGAUGUUUAUGCAAACCCAUUGGGGGGUUCAUUACCUUGCUACUAUACCACUACCAUGUUUUAUUUUGCAGCACCCUUUUUCAAACCCACGAAUUCACUGCCUAGACUUGCUCAUAUUAUUACCCUACUUACUCAGUCUGUGUUAGUCACUCAUCAGGAAAUUUAUGUUGUCUAAUUUUGAAGGGUUCCCUCCUUCUAGCUAAACUGUAGUUUCCAUUUGUUAUAUAUUUCAGGGUCUUUGUACAGAUUUAUCAACUCAGAUUGCUUCCUCAGCUUCCUGCCAAGACAUGAAGGUACUUUCAAGCAAAGAAGACAUUGGCGUAUUUCGAAACAACAAGCAGAAAAUGACGGUCUCCGUGGGCUUCCAAUUAACAAAAGAAGUUGAUCUACUAGUUUGCACAGUGCUGGAUUUGGUGGUACAAGGAGCUGAGGGGGACUGUAAGUGGGAGUUAUGGUGGCUAUAACGUAGGACUGUAAGCAACUUCUUUAGGUAUAGUUUUAAAAUUUUGGUAGAAUGUCGAACAUGGAACUUGGUUUUUGAAUUGAAGGAAUGUUCACUGAUGGUUUAUAUUGUUGAUUGGGGGUUUAAGUUGUUGAUUUGGUUAUUCAAAGUCAGAAUGGUUUUCUUAGUUAAAUUUGCUAAAUGUUGGUAUUGGAGAAAAUUUCAACAGAUUUGAGGUGUGUAUAAGA